This is a messenger RNA of Acanthoscelides obtectus, 1835 nucleotides long. The record is from the annotation of a GenBank genome assembly. Lineage: Eukaryota; Metazoa; Arthropoda; Insecta; Coleoptera; Chrysomelidae.
CCCUCUAAGUCGGUAUAUUCCCCACGAGGUGGCACCACCAUUGUGAGGCGACAUCCUGACAAGUUUAGGCCCUAUCGGGUGAAACGUCUUAUGGGCGAACUGGCAACACCAAGGUCAUUCUCUCCAGGCACAAAACACAUAAAUCUCCAGGCAAAAUCUAGGACACUUUCUUACCAACAGAGUUUGAUUUUUCACACAAACGACAGUUUGACUUUCCCUGGGAACUUCCAUUUUGUUUUUAUUCAAUCUGUGUUUUGAUUCGGGUAAGCUACAUAUUAAAUUUUUAAUUAUUGAUUUAAUUCCCAAUCUAGAAAUUAUCGUUCAUAAUCUUAAUAUAAUAAUAGUAUUAAUAACCUUUGUCAUAUAUUUUUCAAUGUAAAACGCUUGUGAUUGUGUGCAGGAAUACUUAAGAUUGCAUACUUCAAUAAGCUUGUUUUUCUUUUGUAAAUCAGUCAUGUCUGGAUUUGGGGUUGCGUCUUCGUACAUCGCUACUUUCAAGUACUCAUGCACAUAUCCUUCUUGCAAAUAUUCCUGUUUCCACAUUGUUCGGAAAUCUGCUUGUAUAUACUUACAAAAAUAAAGUAUUCCAUCGUUUUCCAAAAAAUGAAAAAACUGUUGCUGCAUGGAAGGCAGCUUGUAAGAUAUCUCCCACUCGUAAAGUUUCCAAUUAUUAUGUUUGUGAGGAUCAUUUUUCAAUGUUUGAUCGUAAUAAUCCGCAAGAUGCUUCACGUCUCAGAUAGCUUACCAUACCAGUGUCCCCCAAUACAGUUUUAAAUUCAAAUAAUAGUCAUCCUACUAAACCAGGUUCCAGUAUCUAGAGUUUUAUUCAAAGACCCUCCUUCUUGAGAGGCUACCACAAAUCCAACUCCUUCUGAGCAAAAUUCCAGUGUUAUUCUGGAAGACCAAAACAUUGAAAUCAGUGGAAGAGGUUCUAGAACAGAAUCUAAUUAUUUAGAUAUUCUUUUUUGUUAGAGAAGGGCUCUGCCAUAUUAAUAAAAUCUGGUACAUCAAAGAAGGAAUUGAGUCCUUAGGAAUCAAUUAUGUAUAAAGUCCACCGGAAUGUUUGCUCAAGGCUAUCCAAAUUAAAAUCAAUUUUUAUUGUUCUAAGCGUUGACAAAUCAAAGUAUUUCAAAUUUCUUGAAGGCUGGCAAAUAACAAUUAGAUCUGUUAUGUCACUAUGGAGAGAUCUUGAGGAGAAGGGCUUGAAAUAUCUUUGUUUGAGAAAUUUAAAUCAAGAUUCCCUGGAAAAUUGAUUUUGUCAAGUAAGACAGCAUGGUAUCUUCAAUACAAAUCCCACCUGUCGUCAGUGUUGUUGCUGCCUUAAAAACAGUAGUUAUUAAUAAUUUGAGCACACCUUUUUCUAAAGGUAAUUGUGAAAUCGAUUUUUGUGAUCCUUUGGUCGAUUUCAGCGACUCUUUGGAUAAAUAUGACCAAAGUAAUGAUACAGCCUUGAUUUAGACCCUGAGAUUCUAAAUGACUCUGACAUGGAAAUAAUGGACAGACUCAAAAUUGAUAGUAAUUGUGAAUCCUGUGCAAGAUUAUUUUCUUUGUUUGUCACUGAAAAACAUCUGAUUGUGACAUUUAAAGAGCAUGAUGAGGAAAAACGAUUGAAGUAUUCAGGUGAAGAUUUAAUUAACCUCAUUGAUCUUCUGGAUGAAAAGCUGUAUGCAUUUUUAGAGCAGCAUGGUACAGAAGACCAACUGGAGUUAAAUUUAAACGGAAGUAUUCCUGCAUCCUUCAAAAUUACAGCUUUUGUCAGCAGCAUUAUGUGGCAAAAGGUAAGGAAAAAAGCUGCUCGGUUGGGAAUUUGCAAAUAUUUGUUUUGUUUUUAUUAG